GACAACUGUUAGCAAUGCUGAUCUCCUGUGCUUACAUGCAACAUGAUACGCUCAUGUAGUCGGAACAAAUCAUGAGAAUAUCUCAUGACCUGCAGUGCCACCCACCCAGCAAACACGGCGCACUCAUGCGCAUCUCGUCUUGUUUUUGUCGCUUCAAAUUCUUCUCAAGUAACCCAAGAUGAUAUUACCACAGCUACUCCUGCUUCUUGUUCUCUGCUGGGGCUUAUCGACAUCGGCAAAUGAACCGAUCGCGACCAGCCCGUCUCAGGAAAGCGCUCGACAGAAUGCCUUCAGCAUAUUUAACUCGAUCCACUCGGCCAUGCGGCAAUGGGGCUCAUCACUACACCACAACGGCAUUUCCAUGAUUCCCGCCACAAUUCCAAAAGGGAGCCUAUUUUAUCAUGGCGGGCCCAGUAGUCAAACACCGCCUGGCCCGGAGUGGCUUGCGUUUGACAUCGAGCAUUCAGAAGCCUUUGCCUGGUCCUUCCCGCCAUUAAAAGAUGACCAGCACCUCUUUGAAGAUAGAGAUGAACAGAAAUCAAUACACUCCCAACAUGAAAAUGUCCACCUGCAACCUCCAAGUCAUCCUAUCAGAGGCUACUUGCACACAUACCAAGCCACCCGCGACCUCAACCUACUCUAUGUGGACGGUAUGAGCGCCGGCAAGUCCUACAUGGGAACAUUGGACACGCAAGACCUCAUCUUGAGGUUGCUGAACAAUACCGACAAGGGAGCCCUCCGGGAACUGGAACGAGCCAGAGAACUCUGCGACCACGUCACGGAAUGGGGGUAUGAUGGACUCAUCCGCAUGGAAAUCGGAUUUGAAGUCAUUUACUGCAAUUUUAUUUAUGGUCUGGAGCUCAUAGGCAUGGUGAGGCGCCCCUUUAUGAAAGUGGUGCAUGAUGAUGAGAUUCAUUCUGGCAGUAGUCUCUUCAUAUGGGCGCGCGCGGUGGGACAGCGGUAUGACGGGUUUACUGGGGGUAUGGUUCGGCUUGAUUUUUCAAGGAUGGUGUCAGCGUACUUUUACCCGGUCAAUAUCACGAAUCCCGAUCCCAAUGCCCAGGAGUUGCCGCGGCUUAUAUCGAGUACUUUCGAGGAACGAAGGCAAAUCUACUACCGCGUGCGUGAGGUUUCUUUGCGAGGGAAAAGAUCUUCAAUCGAGUGGCAGACUAUCGUCGACGCCAUCAUUACCCGGUACGCUGACCGACUGGAUAUGAUGACGCUUCCGUCUAUCUACCCUAGUCAAUUUGUCCAUGAGUUAUUCAGAGUGACGGACACAUACUGGGAUUUCCCCAGCGAGCCAGAUGAUGUGAACAUGAAAAACGACGAUGAGAUCAGGAGAGACCACGAAGCACGUGGAAGAUGCUCGGAACAUUACUUACAGCCAGUCGAAGGUCUCAGGGCGGGUUUCACGCCAGAGGACGAGGUGAUAUAUACCGCAAUCAAGAAGGUUCUUCGAUACAUAUGCGAGUCCCUUUUCACCACCCGACAUGACAUCCAAAUAGCUCUCUCCCAAGCACCCGACGAGAAGGCACUUCAGGCUGCCAUUGAAAAAAGUCAACAAACAAUCAGCAAACUGAUGAGGUAUCUGGAUUGGAGUCGCUGGAGGAAGUGUCGGGGGUGCCCGGUUGGUAUGAUUUGCUUCGUGGCUAUGUGGCCGUACGGGAAGAAAAUCGACCAUUACAAGCCGGGCUGCCGGAAUGAGACGGAUUUGAAGUUUGAUCCUUAUGACAGCUACUGGGGUUUGGGAUACAGCUGAUACACAUGAUAACUACUGCGGCUUGGGUGUCUGGCUGCACCAGCAUUCGACCUCCAACGACUGUCUUUUCCAAUUGAUUUACUACAGCCAGUUGACUGAUUAUGGAUGAACUCUGAGCACCACAACAUUGGCAACAGCCAACUGAUAGAAUUUGAGGAGCGAACCCUCUGGCGUAUCAGCAACCGACUUACUUUUCUGUACUUAAGGCCCUUAUGGCUACCUUCACUCCUUUAUUAUUAUUAAAUACGCCGUAGGCUCGAAGCCCCCGGUACCUCUACCAGUAC
Molecule: messenger RNA, 2043 nt
Organism: Pseudomassariella vexata
Lineage: Eukaryota; Fungi; Ascomycota; Sordariomycetes; Amphisphaeriales; Pseudomassariaceae
Exons: 1
Coding region: 179-1759 (526 amino acids)
Source: RefSeq, a predicted model, not a curated record